GCGUCGCGGCGCGCGCGCGCGCUCAGUCGCGGUCGCGAUGCGGCGCCCCCAGCAGCUGCCUGCGCGCGCGCUCGCCUGGCCCUGGCCGUGGUCGUGGCCGCAGGCGCAGCCGGCCGCCGCCCCCGCCGCCUCUGCCGCCCCCGCCGGCCUCGGCGCCGCCACCGCCUCCGCCGCCGUCGUGCUCGUGCUGCUCGCCUCGCUCAGCCUUCUGCCCGCAGCCGCCGCCGCCUUCUCAGGCCGCAGCUCGGCGCAGCCGCAGUACAAGCGCUACAGCGGGCUGCGCGCCAGGCAGGACUCGCUGCUGCGGCUGGUGCACCACGAGCAGACGGUCGCGAUCAUAGAGCUCGCCUCGCCGUCCGGCCCGCUGCUCAGCUGCGAGCUCAUCGAGGUCUACAGGCCAAUUGAUGCGAAGGGAGCGCUAGCGUCGCUUUCUGAACUGGCUGUUCCUGAAGAAGUGAGAUUCUGGGAGAUGAAACAGUUGAUGAACGAAUGUGAAACGUUGCCACCACCGCCACAAGCAGCGUUAAACGGGUCUCUGAAAGCUCUGUCGUUGUCACCCGAGUCCGAGGCGACAGGCCGAAGCAUCUCCAAGGCUACUCACACACUCCUCAGCGGCGUCGUACCAGGUACAAAGUGGUGUGGAGCAGGGGACAUUGCAGAGACGUACCACGAUCUGGGCAAUGACAGUGAGGUGGACAGAUGCUGCCGCAGCCAUGACCUCUGCCCCGUGAAAGUGCGUGCCUUCCGCAAGCGCUACAAUCUCACUAAUCUUUCUGUCUACACAAAGUCACACUGUGAUUGUGAUGCAAUGUUGUAUGGGUGCCUGAAAGCAGCUAAUUCAACCACAGCUGCACUGUUGGGACGAGUGUACUUCAACGUCCUGCGUGUACCUUGUAUAGAAGAGCAAGCAUGUUUAGUUGAGUCCUGCAAACCAAGACGCCGAUUCAGGUCUCCAAGACGGCAGUUCUGAAAAAAGAGAGUUAAGAGCUUGGUCUACUAAUCAGUGCAUGGAAAAAAACAUGCAAAAUACUUUGUGAUUUGAAAAAAAAAUAUCAUCACUAUGAAGAACUUCAGCCAUUGAAAUAGAUUUUAUGGUAUAAUAUAUAUGCGGAUACCACUAGACUAUUAUUUAAAGUGUCCUGAAUAAUAAAGAAAAUUGGAGAUAAAUGAUUACCACAUUCUUUCACUUAUUCUAAGCUUUGGCGAGGUAAUGUAAAAAAGUCUUUAUUAGUGGUGGUUUUCAGACACACUUAUUUCAGAAAGCUACAAAAGUUUCAUAUAUUUUAUCAAUGUUUU
Messenger RNA from Schistocerca gregaria, 1296 nucleotides. RefSeq lists its product as uncharacterized. The transcript has 5 exons. Gene Ontology annotation, biological process: phospholipid metabolic process; arachidonate secretion. Lineage: Eukaryota; Metazoa; Arthropoda; Insecta; Orthoptera; Acrididae. The record is from RefSeq and is a predicted model, not a curated record. Bases 38 to 970 code for a protein of 310 amino acids.